UGCAAGCGCUUGACCCGUUUUUAUGGCACCAUAUAAAGUAACACGCGACACGCAAUUACUUUUUGAAUCUUGUUCGGUGCACAAAAGUGAUGAAACGUGGCUCAGUGACAAACAAAUUCCCGCUCGAAUUUAUUGAUUGCAAUCUUCCGUGUUUUACCUGCCAAUGUUAUCGGCGCAGUUUUGCUGCUGUUAACACCUAACGGUGUCCAUUCGGAUCGAUUGGUUGGUCAAGGAAAACAAAAAACGUGAUAACCAUCGUUACUAAUAGCAUAUACAAGUGGGCGUCGAGAACUAGAUUGCGGUUCCAGUUGGAUGUGGUAUGCGUAGAUCGUGCCUGUACUUGAACUGAAUCAUCGAUGUGCCGUGUCCGUGGUCGCCAGUGAUGCGCGAUGUAACGAUGAAGCUGCUGGCCAGCCCUAAAGACCAUGGCGUCUGUUGUUGCGUCAAGCUGUUGCUACUUUUCUUCGUUGCAUCGGUCACGUUGCACUGCUGCCCAGUGGACUGGGCCAGCGCUGCUUCGAUCCCAUCCACGUCAGCCGGUUUCGGUCGAGUGAUCAGAACUAAAUACGGAAACUUGCGUGGAUUGACGCUGUACGGCAGUUCCACCCAACCACUGACGACGACAACUACCACGCCAGCGAGUCAUCGUAAGUUCAUCAAUGCCGGUGCAAGCAAGAAAACGGUGGAGGCCUUUCUGGGAAUUCCAUACGCCGCUGCGCCCGUUGGUCCGUUGCGUUACUUGCCACCAGCCAGUCCAGGUCCUUGGCAGGGCAUUCGCCCAGCCAAUACACUACCCCCAGCUUGUCCUCAACAGCUGCCUCCUUUGGCUAACAGAACUGCCAGUUUGGAGACGAUGCCCCGAGCUCGCUACUACCAACUGAAAAGGAUGCAACUGAUGUUGGCCAAUCAAAGUGAAGACUGUCUCUAUCUCAACGUCUACGCUCCUUCCGAAGGAUUUGUUGGAGGUGGAACGACGACGCCAGCAUCGUUGGCCGUCAUGGUGCUCAUUCACGGCGAGUCCUACACUUGGGGUGCCGGGCACUUGAUGGAUGGCGCAACAUUGGCAGCCAAAAGUCGUAUGGUUGUCGUCACCCUCAACUACCGUCUCGGCAUUCUAGGAUUCCUGCAGACGGCAGCUAGUCCAACGCCGGGCCAUGUGCGUGGCAAAAGUAAAAGUGCCAUUCCGACGCAGGGCAAUUACGGCUUAUUGGAUAUCAUGGCGGCUCUGCUGUGGUCAAAGGACAAUAUUGGCGUUUUCGGUGGCGAUGCCGGCCGUGUCACGUUAAGUGGCCAUGGAACGGGCGCCGCUCUCGUCAAUCUUCUCAUGAUCUCGCCAAUAGCAGCCGGACUGUUCCAGCGGGUUGUGCUCAUGUCCGGCUCGGCGUUGAGUCCGUGGGCUCUGAACCACCAGGCGGGCAAGUUGAAAGCAGAAGUGGCGCGUCAGAUGGGCUGCGAACCGUUCACGAAAUCACAAGGAAGUCUUGAACAGAUGAGUCUGGCCGAUAUUGGCGAUUGCCUUCGAAAGGUAUCGCUCGAUUCUCUGAUGGCCGUUCGUCUUGCCGAGACUCCGCGAUUUUGUCCAACCUUCGCGCCGUUCAUAGAUGGCGCUGGCAUCGUCGCCGUCGAUCCUCUUCACGCCAUGCAAUCGUCCAGCGAGGAUUUCGCACGCAUUCCGCUCAUCGCUGGAGUGACCUCUGUCGAAAGCUAUCGCUAUACUGGCGAUGCUGAUCUGCGGAACGGCAUAACGGAAGACAAAAGGGACCGGACAUUGCGGACUUUAAUCCGCAAUUUUUAUCAGUAUCAUCUCAACGAAAUCUUUUACGUCUUACGCAACGAGUACACGGAUUGGGAUCGUCCUUUGGCCCUGGAUGACUUGUCGAUGCGGGACAGUCUUUCGUUGGCGCUGAGUGACGGACUUGUGGUUGCGCCGUUGAUGCACGUCGUUCACCUGCACGCCCAGCGAUCGACCAACCCUUCGGGCACCUUCUUCUACCAUUACCAAGGGCAGAUUGGAACCAUCCAGCCCGUCCUUCACGAUCAGCAGCAAGAUGUUGACCAAUCAGAAUAUCACCGUCUAGGAAGCGUCACGGGAGACGAACUGGAAGCUUUGCAAUUGGACGCCACAGUUAGCGGAGCUUCAGGGUUUCUAACCGAUUCUAAUGGUAACGAGGCAGCAAGCCACAUCGUCACUAACGCGACAGAGGCCGUUAAGGAACCCAAGACAUGGUCGUCCCAACUUCUCCCGUUUCUGGCGGCCUUCGCCAGCACUGGCGAUCCUAAUUUGGAGAUCGGGAGCAAAGGCGAACUGAUGCCGCGAUCUAAACUCCGUUGGGAGCCAUUCAACCUGCGUUCGCAGUACUACAUGGUAUUUGGAAUGCAACAGCAACAACAACACGCCCAACUGAAAACCCAUUACCGAGGACAUCCCAUUGCUGUUUGGCUGCAACUGAUCCCGCAGUUGCACCAACCAAACGACAACACCAACGCUGAAAUGUCUCCUAAUCAUCACUCGUUCGAGCAGCAUAACACUCCAGCUGAUCAAUUCUACGACGGAGCCGUCCGGUUAGUUAACAAUGAUACGUCAAUCAAUCGUUGGCCGGAAUCGACGCCACCACCAAACUCCGAGCCAGGCACAAGUGCAACGAUCGUCGAGUGCAACACUUCGGCCAGCAGCUUCCAGCGCACCGUUCAAAACAAGACCAUCAACAAGACGUCAUCAGUUGGAGGAGAAUGGGCGUUGGUGAAUCCGAGUGUAAUGGCGUCGGAGACGGGCUCCACGCCGACGGUGUCGGCGCCAGUGAACAACAUCAACAACGUGACGACGGUCAGCGUCGGAAGUGAAAGUCGGCUCAUUUUUGGCUUCUGGACCAAUCAAGCGACGCUGAGCAUCAUCCUGGUGUUGGGCAACAUUCUGCUCAUUGUCAACCUCAUUUUGUUCGUGACCAUCUAUCGACGCGCUCGAUGCGGCCAAUGCAAACGAGGCGGCGGGGACGAUAACAGCGACGAAGUGAACAGCAUCCAAAGAAUGUCGGACGGCCAACUCGAGAGCAGAGGGGCGACAGAAUCGACCGAGUCCAUGACGGAUCUGCGUCAAUUGGUCAUCAGCCAUUGCCAACAGCAUCCGCGUAGUCAUCCGGACAUCACGUCACAAACCAUUUUGCCACAUCAAGCACCGCUGCGGCCGCCAUUGUCUCUCGCCAGUAACGUCGUCUCCGACAUGACGACCAACGUACGAGUUCCGUCCCCUCCGCCGUUUUCCAUCAAAGCUCCUCCGCCCGAUCACCAGUUUUUGAGCCAGGGGAACAAUCGAAGCGCUACGUUGCCGUGCAACAGAAAAUCAAUUGAAAAACGAUCGUUAGAUUCGUCUGCAAUUCAUCGUCAGGCCACAACUGCCAGAUCAGUCGAAGAAAUUAAUGUGUAAAUAUGUUUGGGGUGGGAAGGGUGUUUAAUUUGUCUAAUUUCUAAUUGCAACCGAAACUGGUUUGUUGUUUCAUUCAAUUUUUAUGGUUUAAAUGCCACAAAGACGUAAUUGAGGACGGGUCGAUUGUUAAGCUUCAGUGUCCAUUAAAAACAUGUGAUAUAACCCAUCAAUCUGUGAAAAUGUUGUACGUCUCUCUGAAUAGUUGUGUGUACAAUUGAUCUCCGAUAAAAUUUGAAUAUAGUUCACUUUAAUCGAAACACAAAUCUAUAACAGAUUCGAAUAAAACAAAAGGGAAGCGCAUCAGU
This is a messenger RNA of Daphnia magna, 3726 nucleotides long. RefSeq names its product neuroligin-1-like. The record is from RefSeq and is a predicted model, not a curated record. NCBI's taxonomy places the organism in Eukaryota, Metazoa, Arthropoda, Branchiopoda, Diplostraca, Daphniidae. The transcript is spliced from 17 exons. Gene Ontology annotation, molecular function: signaling receptor activity; neurexin family protein binding. The coding region runs from base 383 to 3421 and encodes 1012 amino acids. Gene Ontology annotation, cellular component: postsynaptic membrane; synapse; cell surface. Gene Ontology annotation, biological process: chemical synaptic transmission; neuron cell-cell adhesion; synaptic vesicle endocytosis.